GUCGCUUUCACCAAUGCUUCAAUCGAUUUGAGUUUUCAGAUCAUGUUCGAUCUAUUACCAAGAUUAGCAGCCCCUUUACCGGGACACAAGAGUAGUACAAUGCCGUCGAUCAUGAUCGAGUGCAAAAUGCGCACUAUUCGCUCCCUAGGCGCCUAGCGGACCCUUCUGGCCACCCGCCGGCGGACAGAGAUAGAUUACAGAUAAAGAGGGACGCAUGGUAUAAGAUAAAUUGAUUCCCACCUUCUCUUGUGUCCAUCGGUUUGCGCAUUCAUUGUACCACGCAAAUUAGACCUUGCCACCCGGAAAGUGAUCGCCAGUUUAGCCGCAAGUUUCCCGCUAUCAAUUACAGGUAACAGGUCCCUACACUAGGUAGAUGGUGGCAAUCAAGAAGCUGACAAUGUGCAGAGGACAUACCUCGAAGGUCGACCCCAUAAUAGCCCGAGCAUCCAUCAUGCGCCUUCCAUACGUUGCGAACCCUCCGCAGACGAGCGAUCCCGAGGAAGCUGAGAUCCUCGCACAAACGCAAGCCCGACGCGCCCCUGGAACUCUGCUACCUUUAGACUUGGCACUGCUGCACUCGUUUCCAGUCACGGAUGGCUGGAAUUCAUUGAUGGGCGCCCUUCGCACGAGAACGAGUCUCUCGACUAUCAUCCGGGAGCUGAUCAUGUGUCGCGUGGCUGUCCUCAAUGAUGCAUUGUUCGAAUGGGAGCAGCACGCCCCGUUGCUGAAGGCAGGAGGAUUCAGUGACGAAGCGCUAGAACUCAUUCGGCAACCAGACAUCUGUCCAGAGGCGCAGAAAAGGGUGCUCAGUCGGGAGGAAAGCGUGGUACUGAAGUAUACGGACGCUAUGACCAAGACGGUCAAGGUGCCGGACCAGAUCUUCCAGGAGGUUAAGGAGUGUUUCGAUGAUAAGCAGGUGGUGGAAAUUACGGCGACGGUAGCGGCCAUGCUAAAUGCUGGCAUGUUUGAUUGGAUCGUAUCUUUAUAGAAUUUCGGUUUUCGGCAGCUGGAUCUUCAGACAUUAUGCCAGGGGAGGGGGGAGGGGGAAUUGAACAUGUAUUGUUUGUUAGCUUUGUUCGGUGUUGUUGCUUUGCGGAGUAUAGUAUGUUUGAUAACACACAACGUGAAUAUAGUCGAUUAGCGAAGAACGAUCGCGAGGAAAACGGGCCCACAGAGCCAAAAGGUGUCAUCAACAAAGCAUAGGUAUAGGCAUAAUAAUAACACCUCCAUAACAUGUCCGAAUUUUCCC
This is a messenger RNA of Aspergillus japonicus CBS 114.51, 1249 nucleotides long. RefSeq names its product carboxymuconolactone decarboxylase family protein. Lineage: Eukaryota; Fungi; Ascomycota; Eurotiomycetes; Eurotiales; Aspergillaceae. Bases 452 to 988 code for a protein of 178 amino acids. The transcript has 2 exons. Gene Ontology annotation, molecular function: peroxiredoxin activity. The record is from RefSeq and is a predicted model, not a curated record.